AUGGCGCAAAGUCCUGUCCUGCACGCAGACGGCCGCAUCAAUGCCAACGUACUGGCUGCCACGUACGCCGUGCGCGGCAAAAUCUAUGAGAUGGCCAUGCAACGCAAGGCCGAGGGGAAAAAGGUCAUUCUGACUAAUGUGGGUAAUCCCCACAGCCUGGGCCAACCUGCCAUCACCUUUCCCCGCCAAGUCCUGGCCCUCAUGAAUUACCCAGCUCUCUUGGACGCCCCCAACGUUGGUGACCUCUUUCCUGCCGAUGUCAUCGCUCGCGCCCGCACAUACCUCGAGGCUUUCCCGGGUGGCACCGGCGCCUAUCAAGACUCGCGAGGCAACCCUGCUAUCCGCAAAGAGGUCGCAGACUUUAUCUCUGCUCGCGAUGGCCACCCUGCCUCCCCGGACGACAUCUUCCUUUCCGACGGCGCCUCACCUGCCAUCCAAAAUUGCCUCAAGAUGCUCAUUCGCGACAAGCAGGACGCCGUCUUGCUCCCCAUCCCCCAAUAUCCUCUCUACUCGGCCGCUUGUGUUGCCCUUGGUGGCACGGUUCUGGGCUACGAGCUCGACGAGGACAACAACUGGGCUCUGGACAUGAACUCGCUUCAACAGGCCAUCGACGACGCCAAGCGACGUGGCCUCACCAUCCGCGGUAUGGUCAUCAUCAACCCUGGUAACCCCACUGGUCAAGUCCUGCCCCGCGACAACAUGGAGGCCGUCGUCCGCUGGUGCAUCAAGCAGCGUGUGGUUCUCUUCGCCGACGAGGUCUACCAGACCAACAUUUAUGGCGACCGCCCCUUCAUCUCCUUCCGCAAGGUCAUCAAGGAGCUGGGCGCGGACGCCCAAGGCAUUGAGUGCUUCUCCUUCCACACCGUCAGCAAGGGCGUCUUUGGCGAGUGCGGCCGCCGCGGCGGCUACGUUGAGCUCUUGGGCAUUCACCCUUCCGCCCGUGAACAGCUCUACAAGCUCUUUUCCAUCAAUCUCAGCUCCAACGUCGAUGGCCAGCUCAUGGUGGGCCUCAUGUGUAGCCCACCCCGCCCCGGUGAUGCCUCCUACCCCACUUUCACCACCGAAUGCGACGCCAUCUUCCAAAGCCUCAAACGCCGUGCGGCCAUGGUUACCGAGGCCUUUAAUCGCCUUCCCUUCAUCUCUUGCCGCAACGUUGAGGGCGCCCUCUACGCCUUCCCCCAGAUUCAGCUGUCCAAGCGCGCCUGCGCUGAGGCUGAAAAGCGUGGCGUUGCCGCUGACGUGCUGUACUGUAUGGAGCUUCUGGAUGAAACCGGCAUCUGUGCCGUGCCAGGCUCAGGCUUUGGCCAGCGCGAUGGCACCUUCCAUUUUCGCACCACCAUCCUCCCACCCGAGGAGCAGUUUGAGAGCAUCCUCCAGCUCUUUGCCGACUUUCAUCUCAAGUUCAUGGAUCGCUACGGACGCCCUGCUGAAGCCAAAAUGUAG
This is a messenger RNA of Monosiga brevicollis MX1, 1443 nucleotides long. RefSeq lists its product as uncharacterized. NCBI's taxonomy places the organism in Eukaryota, Choanoflagellata, Craspedida, Salpingoecidae. The record is from RefSeq and is a predicted model, not a curated record. Gene Ontology annotation, biological process: biosynthetic process. The coding region runs from base 1 to 1443 and encodes 480 amino acids. The transcript has a single exon. Gene Ontology annotation, molecular function: pyridoxal phosphate binding; L-alanine:2-oxoglutarate transaminase activity.